GGUCUCUCCGCUGUCGAGUGAGACGAGUUAUCCGUGAAAUCCGCCAGUAUAGUGUUUCUCUGACCGACAUGCCUCAGAAUGCACUGGUGUUUGUGCGAUAUGGACCAUACAGGUCUUGUGGUGUUGUAGAUUACAGAACAUUCCGUCUGGAGGGCCUUCAAGCUACACUUAAAGAAGACGGGCACCAGUGUGUUUUGGAAAAAAUCGACAUUUGGAACAAAGUGAAACUCGUCGUCAACGGAGAACAUGUUUAUCAGUGCGACAUUAACGAUCUUGAGUUCGGGGGCGAUGGGCAGCUGGAUCCUCUCUGUCAGGAGGCAUUACAAGCGGUCAGGAAAGCAUAUUGA
Chanos chanos (milkfish) is the source of this 347-nucleotide messenger RNA. RefSeq names its product chromosome 4 C10orf53 homolog (gene c4h10orf53). The transcript has 3 exons. The record is from RefSeq and is a predicted model, not a curated record. The coding region runs from base 69 to 347 and encodes 92 amino acids. Lineage: Eukaryota; Metazoa; Chordata; Actinopteri; Gonorynchiformes; Chanidae.